AUGCCUUCCAACCAACUCUUCAACCAACAGAAUCAGAAAGGCGGUUUCACAAUGCUGCCGACAGGUCGUCUCUAUGUUCGAUCGUUGAACAAGGGCAUUCGAGAGCUUUACCCGGAUCAUCCGACUUCUCCAGUUUCGGAACUUCCAGCUCUCCAAAUCCUCGACUUUAAACUUGACAAAGAACUGAGGAAUAAAGGGAAAGUAGGAUGGAAGCUUAUCAUCGGUACACUCCACAAAGAUAACGUCUAUGUCCACCUUGAAGGCGACGAUAACAAUAAGGUGGUGUUUGUCUGGAACGACUCAAAGCUACUACAAGAACAAUAUUCGAGCAUCAAGUUUAAGAGGCCAUUCAGCCAAGUCAACGGCCAAUACCCACAUAGUCGACUCGGGAAAUCUAGGAUGGAUGCAUUAAUCCUAUACUAUUAUAUUACCUUCUUGCAGACAAAGCAGAUAAGCAAGAUGAUAUACAUUGAAUUAGAGUUCUGGGCUCCGUUUCAAAAGGCUUGCGAGAGCGUGUCUUCGGAACGGAAGGCUACGAAACAGAGACUCGUACAAAAAAAGAGGCCAAAAAUCACUCCUAAAGAGCUUCCGGAGGCUAUAUCCGCUACGGAAGGUCCGCAAACAACCGAAGUAAAAGAUCAGAGUCGGCCUUCUCCUGGAGAGCAUUUGCAAUCCAGCUCACACCAGGUAAUGACGCAGCCGAUGCGCCUGCAGGAUGCAUUAAGGUCGAGCGAAAGUGCUAGGAGUUCAAGCAUAAAACCAGAAGUGAGUGCGCCUGGUGCUCCCAAUGAUGCGCAAGAAUUAUCCACGCAACUUUCAAGGGCGGUAGAGAGACUGAAAGGCCUCGAUAAAGAGAACAGGAGCUUGAAAACCAGAGUGGCGCAGUUUGAACAAGCAGUAAACGACUAUCGGGAUGCAGCCAUCGAAAAGUCAAAUCUACAACGAGAUGUAGUUGAAUUGACUCAGCAGCUCGAGCAAUGCAAACAAAAACUGGCGAUCGAGUUGGAGGCAAAAGGAAGAAUUGCCUUGGAGGCUCAAAACGCACAGGCAAGCUUGAACAGUGUCAAGAAAUGGUUGGAGAUGAAGCCAUCAUGCUACUGA
Aaosphaeria arxii CBS 175.79 is the source of this 1101-nucleotide messenger RNA. RefSeq lists its product as uncharacterized. The record is from RefSeq and is a predicted model, not a curated record. The coding region runs from base 1 to 1101 and encodes 366 amino acids. NCBI's taxonomy places the organism in Eukaryota, Fungi, Ascomycota, Dothideomycetes, Pleosporales. The transcript has a single exon.